CUUUCUAUUUUUGUUUUGAAGCUUAAUUCGAAGUACUUAAAAGUUAGCACACUACUUUUCUCGAGGAAAUGGCUUCCAUGUCAUCAACCCCUAAGAUGAGCUUGAAGCUUCUAAUCAACAAAAAGGAUGAUAAAGUUGUCUUUGCUGAAGCUGAAUAUGAUUUCAUAGAUUUCCUAUUCAACCUCCUAACUUUGCCCAUUGGCACCAUCGUGAGUUUACUCCCAAAAGAAAAUUGCCUAAGAAACCUGCAUAAAAGUAUCAACAAACUGGAAGAAGCUUACUUGCUGCCUAACCAAAGUGUGGACUCGCUCCUAAAAAUGAAUACACCAGUCGACGCUAUUCUUCAUUUCUUUGAUCUUCCUUUGUCAUCGAGUGAUAGACAUGUGAAAGACGGCUUAGUUACCUACAUGGUGGCUGAUGACUUGUCGGUAACACCCAUGUCCAUGACAUCAACCAUGGCUCUGUUUAAGAAGUACAACAUACAAGAAGUUGAUGUUCUUGAGGAAAAGGUGGUUUCAAUUGAGUUCGUAGGGGCUUUGGACCUAUUGCAUUUUGCUUUGCAUUCCAAGGAAGCUCUCACUAAGGUCUUCCUUGGGAAAGAAGAAACAAAAACAAAAGAAGGAUAA
Molecule: messenger RNA, 626 nt
Organism: Vitis vinifera (wine grape)
Lineage: Eukaryota; Viridiplantae; Streptophyta; Magnoliopsida; Vitales; Vitaceae
Exons: 3
Coding region: 69-626 (185 amino acids)
Source: RefSeq, a predicted model, not a curated record